CUGGAUCUGCAGGUUUCUUUAUUGGAGUAUCUAGUUUAUGAAAACACACAUCAGUCACUGGGAACUGUGGGAAGUGUUUUUCUCUUUUUUUUCACUGAGCAGGGAGGAUCUUAAACUCCGCUGCUAAGUGAGUGACACCCGCCGACAGUAUCAACACAGAGGGGAGAGAGGAGAAACUCUCCGAGGACGGUAACUUCUCAAUAAAUCAUCAUUAACAUCGAUAAAAAGCGGAAUAACUCCACACAGCAGACAAUGGAUCGAUACGAUAACCUGGAUUUGGAUUUGGAGGUUGAUGGAGGAGGCGUAGCUCAAAAAGCUGCGUUAUUUGGAGGGAUGUUCAAAAGAUCUUCCAAGAUUAUUGAACCAUCAGCUCCAGCACAGGACACUUUAUCAGUCAACAGUGAACUUUCAAGGAGCAGUGAGAGUCUGACUGACAAUUCAAAGGAGAAAGGCAGUGUGUUCAAAGACAUGUUCAAGAAGACGACCAAAGCUAAUAAAGAGGGUCAGCAGCAGGACUCUCUCUCAGUGCAUAGUGUUGACGUGUCUGUCAGCAGCGACAGCUCAGCAGAAAACAAACCUUCAAAGGAAAAAUCCAAUGUGUUUAGUGGGAUUCUGAAACGACCUCAUAAACCAGGACAUGCCCGCAGGCCUUCACAGGAUCUUUUGGACAUUGAGCUUACAGACAGCAAUGAAAAUCUCUCUGACAAAACAACAACUAAAGAGACAGGAGGAAUGUUUGGUGGGAUGUUUAAAAAAGCACAUUUUGGAGCAAGAACACAAUCUCAGGAAGAUUUGUCAGCACCCAGUGAGCGCUCAGGCAGCACUGAUAAUCUUUCUGUCAAUGGCAACACUAAGGAGUCAGGAGGGGUGUUUAGUGGGAUGUUUAAAAAAUCUCCAAAACCAUCUGGAGGAAAGACACAAUCCCAGGAGGAUCUGACUGCAGCCAGCGAGGUCUCAGGUAGCACUGACAAUCUUUCAUCAAAUAAAAACUCUAAGGAGUCAGGAGGAGUGUUUGGUGGGAUGUUUAAAAAAUCCCCAAAACCCUUUGCAAGAGCACAAUCUCAGGAGGAUCUGACUGCACCAAGUGAGCGCUCAGGCAGCACUGACAAUCUCUCUGUAAAUGGAAACACUAAGGAGUCAGGAGGAGUUUUCAGUGGGAUGUUUAAAAAAUCUCCAAAGCCCUUUGCAAGAGCACAAUCUCAGGAAGAGUUGUCUGCACCAGGUGAACUCUCAGGAAGCAAUGACAAUCUCACAGAGAAUAACAACACUAAGGAAAAAGGAGGAAUCUUUGGUGGUGUUUUCAAGAAGAAAGUUGCCAAAUCUCAGUCACAGGAAGAUUUGACUGGGGAUAUUGAACUCUCUGCCAGGGGUGACAAUCUCACAGAAAAAUCUUCAAAGGGUGAAGUUUCAGCAAAGAAGAAGAAUCCUUUCACCUCAUCUCAGGAUAAAGAAAAAUCUGAGAAAUCAGGAGACUCCAGUGAGAAUAACACUACUGAAGAAAAACCCAAAGCCAAGCAGAACGGUUUUAGUGCCAUGAUGAAGAGCACAUUCUAUGCUGACAAAAAGGACAAGAACUCAGACUCUGACAGUGAGCAGACACCAGACAGUGGAGAGGGCCAGCAGAAGCCGAACAAAUUUGCUGAGGCAAUGACAAAGCUGAAUCCAUUUCGAUCUGCAAACAAACAUGAGAAACAAGAGGACUCUGAUGAUGAGGAUUCACCUGACAACACUGAGAAGUCGUCACACAACAAACAGAGCGCUGCAGCUGGAGGCAUGUCGAAACUAUUCCGCUCUGCAAAUAAAAAAGAUGCCGAAGACACUGAAGAGAUGCUCAAGGAGAGUGAAAAUCAAAGGGAAGAGAAGCCCAGAACGGUCAAAGGCAACAUGAUCCAACGAGAGAGGAAAGAAAGAAGUGAAACUCCUCUGGUCCCACCCAGACAAACUGAAGAGGAGAUGAAAAGGACAUCCACAUAUGACAAAGUAAAAUCAAGAGGAACUGAGGAUAAUCAGGAAAACAAGGACAUGACCUCCAGAGAGAGGAAAACAAAACCUUCAGAAACUCCUGCAGUUCAUGCUAAACCAUCAGAAGAGGGGGUGAACAAAACAGAAAAAUGCAGUCAGCCAAAGCAGAAGAUCAAUAAUGAGAGCCAGUCAGACGAUGAACUCCUCAAUGAAGACGGCAAAAAAACAAAAGUAAAAAAACACAAGCACCAUAAUCCUUUCAUGCCACGAGCUGCAGCUAAGGCUCAAUCUGAUGACGAAGGUCUGAAAGAGAAGGAAGAUCCUUCAUCAAAAGUGGAAAAGAAAGACGAGGAGGACAAGGAGAAAACAGAGGAGACCAAAGUCAAGAAACCUAAGAGACAUAAUCCCUUCAUGCCUCGGGUUAAGGCAUCUUCUGAUGAUGAAGGGCUGAAAGACGAAGAAGACAAUGCUUCUUCUAAAGAGGAAAAGAAAGAUGAGGAGGGCAAAGAGAAAUCUGAUCAGCCCAAAGUCAGGAAACCAAAGAAACACAAUCCCUUCUUGCCUCAGGUCAAGGGCAAAGUUGUGAGGAGAGCGGCACAAGAUGGAGAAGGAAACUCAGCAGAGAAUGAAGGUGCAAACCGACCCUUGUUUGACCAGCUGGAAGACUUCCGCAUUGGGCCAGCUCAACCUAGGGAUGGACAGGAUGUGGAGGAUCUCAUGGAGUGGUGGAACACAGUGGAAUCUUGGGAAGAGACGCCUCAGGAUGAGGACUUGACAGAAAAAGAAGAGGCAAAGGCGUUUGCUGUGACAGCUGAUAAGGUUCAAAAGGGUAUCCGUGUCUUCAAUAAACUGUUUUCAGAGCGGGCUGAGAGUCUCUGGCAGCACGUCAUCGACCUGAACAGCAUCGCAGACGGCCUGGACAAGUUCAGCAAGAACACAAAGAUCGCUCAAAUCACCGGCGGCUCCACUAGCGCCAUUGGAGGUGUAGCCACCAUUGCUGGCCUUGCUCUAGCUCCAGUCACUAUGGGAACCUCAUUGAUUGUGACAGCAGUGGGAUUGGGUGUAGCAACAGCAGGCGGUCUGACAUCAGCAGGUGCUGGCAUCACCAACCAGGUUAACAACUCCCAGGACCGCAAGAAAGUGGAGAAGAUCGUCCAGGAUUAUCAGGAGAAAAUGGCCGACCUCAAUAAGUGCUUGAAAUUCAUCAAGCAAGGAAUCGAGAACCUGAAGAAGUUUGACCUGCUCAAGAUGAAAAACCAAGCCUACAACCGCGACUUCCCUGUACUCAGUGCUCAGUUCUAUGAGGACGGUGCCAUGGUGGGGAAAGCCAUCCUCAUCAAUGCCAACGAGAUCAUGCGUGUGGUGCAGAUCGCCAACGUGGCCGGUAGCACAGCAGCCAGAGCGGUCCAGAUCGCCAGUAUGGCUACUGGUGUUCUUACUGGUCUCUUUGUAGGCAUGGAUAUCUACUUUGUGGCCAAAGACUCCAAAGAACUCAAGAAAGGGGCCAAGUCUGAGUUUGCUGCCAAAAUCAGGGAGGUGGCAACGCAGCUGCAUGACGGUCUGGUGGAGCUGAACACCAUCAGAGAGGAGCUGCAGGCCACCUCACCAGAAAACAGCAGUGAGAACAAAACAGAUGCUGCGGAGACUGAAAAGAAAGAGAAGGAGAAUCAAUACUCCAGCUCAGAGGAAGAUGAAAUCGACCGCAUUAAAAAAGCCAUUAAAAAGGACUAUGAACACCGAGAAUAUGUGUGACAGAAGCUUUCAUCUGCGCGUUCUUUUCAAUCAAGUUGGUCACUUUAUGAGUCUCCUUUAAGAAAUGUAAGCUUCCUCUGACUUGUUGGCAUUUAUCUCGAGAUGUAAAACUACAGUAAGGCCUAUUUUGAUCAUUCAAAGAGGAGGCAUCCCUUUCGGUUUAAUAUGCUAGUUUCUAAACUGUCUGGACUUCUUUAUUCUGAACGCCACAGGGAGGAAGUGGGGCUUUGUGUUACAAAAAAGUGUCAUAUCUGCUUCUUUGGUAGUUGUGAAAAUGUGUGAACCUGCCAUCCUUUAGAGAGAAGUUCAGAGGUGUUAAAAAACUCAUACACAGCUGAUGGUACAGCUUUAUAUAACUUAAAGGAUUAUACGCUAACUAUUUUGUAGAUUUAAUAAUUUAGACUUUAAACUAUGCUUAGAGUUUCAUCAGAGUGUGUUGGUUCAUAUUGAAACAAGAAAUUUUAUCUACUAUCGCAAUAAUGUGUAUUUGGGAUUAUUUCCUUUAUUAUUUAUAGGGCCUUAGAAAUAAAAUACAACACAGUGUAGCUUUUGUCUGUUACCUUAUGUUUGUUAUUUAAUGUCAGGGCUGCUACAUAAACCACUUCACUUCAUCUUCUACUUGGGCUUUCAAAACAUCUGAAUGUCCAAAUCUCUACAAGUUUUCUGAAGAAUGACACUCAACCAUCAUUAUUUCAGGUGCUUAUCUAAAAGAAGUCAAAAAUUGAUAAAAGUGAGAGGAAGUUCAGUAGGGAUCAGUUGCUCCUGUCAACAUAUUCUAAAGUUAGUUUUUAAAAUCAACCUGUUUUUUUAAACAUGACUGUGCAACUUUGGCUGCAACUUGAUGAAUAUUCCAGCUAGUUAAGACAUAAGUGAUAUGUCUGCAUUGUCUUUUUUUUAGGAAACUUAAACAAGUAUGAAAAAAUGCAGUGAAAUGUUAAGAGUAUAAGUAUCGGUGGUUUACAAUUUGGCAAAGAGCACCAAUUGCAUCAGGCCUUGUGCACUAUAGGGUCUCAAGGUACAGUCAUUAUAGGUGUGCAUCAUAUGAUGAGGUAUACAGAAUGUCUAGAAUAACUUUGGGUGAUUAGACAUGUAGGCUGACCAUAAAUAAUUGACAGAGAGUGGAUAAAACAGCAUCAAAAUGGAUGUUGAUUAUAUAAAAAGCUCUAAAAUGUCUAUUAUUGAGAUAUUUAUAAUUAGACCUCUUUAGACGUAUUUAAACAGUUAAUUUGUGGAUCACUGGUAGAAUGGAAUAUACCAAAUAAAUAUGUAUGAUUUGUGGCGAAGAACACCAAAGUGAGCAUAUUACUUAUUUUUGUAAGUCGCACUUGGCCUCCAGACAUGUUAACAUAUGAAAAUGUGGUGAUUUUGUGCAUGAUGCUCCAAGAGGAGAUGAAGAUCUGGUAUUUUGGCCCUGUAAUUCUCUGGCUUUGUCACCUGAAAAAGAUGCUUCUAAAUAUCUUAUAAAUAGUUGUUUUCAGCUGAAAGAGGAAGGACCUCAUGAUUGUCUUUAUAUGGGAACUCCUCAUCACGAAAACCGCAUCUGAGUAGAAGUGAAAGAUUCCCCAUGCUAUAAUAACAAUAAUAAGUUUAUUUAUACAGCACCUUUCUAGAACAUCAAAGUCACAAAGUGCUAUAAAGGAUCAUAAUGAUUUAAAUAGAUUCAAAUGGUCUUUUAUCAUAGUGUGAGACUUAAGGACUUUUUAAAAUCAACCCAACUAUCAACAGCAUUUUUAUCAGUUUGAAGCUCAGAUAUGCCAACCACCUUACAAAUUAUAUGAGUCUUAAGUGGAAUUAAUUUGAAAAACUUUGACCAGUUGGUUGUCUUAGCUUGCUUACAGGCUGCACCUAGCAGUCAGUGAGUGUAAAUACUAAGUUACCACCAGUUUUUACCUGAUAGAUGAUUUUAUGAAGCAGCCUGUGCACUAAUGUGUAAAUUAGGCCUAUACAAUAUGAGAAGAUAGAUGUGCAAUGAUGCUCUAUAAUGCUUAGAGUGUAUAUAAGCUAUAAUAGUUUUAAUUUUAAUCCUGUGGUCACAUAUUUUCCCAUAGCUGAUCCAACACCAUUUUAUUAUGGCUAAAAUAACAUAAAUAGCUAAAAUAACACUAUUGAUUAAUCUGAGAGGAGACAGAAAGCAUGUUAAUCUUCAUUGUCUGCAGAAAUAAUGGUAUGGAAGCAUGAAAACAUGCUCAGGUUGCCAUCUAGUAGUUUAGAGUAUGCACGCUAAAGGAGAGAGCAAACUGUGUUGACUUAAAAAUAGUACAUCCUGAUAAAUUUAGACUUCUGCAAAGUGUUCAUUGAACAUUUAAAGGCCCAUAAUGAUUAAAUUGUGUUUUAGGGUGUAUCUCUAGUGAAAAUCUCCACUUUGUAAACACUUUGCAUUUAAACAAAGCUUACUUGGAACUUAUGAACAACUUGUUCAACCAGUUAUAGAUGAAAAAAGCAGAUAAAGACUCAAACAUGAAUAAGCCUGAGGUGAAAUCGUGGGAAAAUUGUUCAUCAAUAGUCAGAGGACUAAAGCAGCAGAUUUUCAAUCAUCUCUUAUGUAAUAUGAAGCUCUUGUGCUUUCCAGGUGUAACAGCCCCCUCAUUAGAUAACUGGAAGAGGACAGGAAUGUAAAAACAAACUUUUAAGGACCUUUUCAUUGCCAGCCACAAGCCAGUUACGUUCAUUACAGCAUUCAUCUUUAAGAUAUUGUUACUUUAAAGUCACAGUUUGAUCUGCAGUCUGUACUGUAAGCUCUGCCAGUGCCAGCUUUGGUUUGUUUAGUGAACUUUAUAUUUAUUUUUCCUCCUAGGUGAGGCUGAUCAUUCAUGACAGCUCCUUAUGUGCAAUUUACUGUCUAAUUCUAUGUAUAAUAAAUGUAAAUGUUGAAUUGGUUAUUAAAAGUCUG
Cheilinus undulatus (humphead wrasse) is the source of this 6604-nucleotide messenger RNA. It is a transcript of the gene apol1, whose product is annotated as apolipoprotein L, 1. The record is from RefSeq and is a predicted model, not a curated record. The transcript has 41 exons. Gene Ontology annotation, biological process: lipid transport; lipoprotein metabolic process. Gene Ontology annotation, molecular function: lipid binding. Gene Ontology annotation, cellular component: membrane; extracellular region. NCBI's taxonomy places the organism in Eukaryota, Metazoa, Chordata, Actinopteri, Labriformes, Labridae. The coding region runs from base 253 to 3714 and encodes 1153 amino acids.